Molecule: messenger RNA, 1221 nt
Organism: Aureobasidium pullulans EXF-150
Lineage: Eukaryota; Fungi; Ascomycota; Dothideomycetes; Dothideales; Saccotheciaceae
Exons: 5
Coding region: 1-1221 (406 amino acids)
Source: RefSeq, a predicted model, not a curated record
AUGUACAAGAUGGUCAAUGAACCCAAGACCGGCACUACACAAUGGGCCAAUGAGCUCAUGAGAUGUUUUGGUGCGCCGGCAAGUUAUGUCGUCAAGGGUGGUGAACUCGUUCGCGUUUUUGCCGGAGGCGAUGAUGGCGAUGCCAACGAGGAAGAGGAUGAAGAAGAGGUCACAGAUGGUGAUGAGGAAGAGGAGGACGUCGGCCUUGGGCUGAGUCAGUUGCCCGGCCACGACGCCGAAGACGAUGAAGAUGAAGACGAUGAAGACGAAGAUGCUGGUGAGGGUGAUGAUGAAGAGGAGGAAGAAGAUGGUAUCCCGACGGAGGGUGAGGGUACGAGUGUUGAGGAGGGUGAUGUCGAUGAAAUCCUCGACUUCAGGCAGUACGGACCGGGUCGUGCCGUCAAGAACACGAUCCCUCGCUUUGCUUGGUUGCUGGUUCGCUGGGUCGACAAGUCGAGACCCGAAUCUUGGUUGGAUUCGGCUGCGCUUCAUGCGCCAGUGAAGAUUGCUGCCUUUUGGUCGGCAGAGGGUCUGAGACCAAAGUUUACUAUCGCGUUCACAAUCUUGGAAAUCAUGCGGUCAAGGGAUGUACAUAUGAACCAGCAUGUAGAAGAGGUAGACGUGGUCGACGUUCAACUGCUGUCUGAAUUUGAAGUGUGGGUUAGAGGUGAGAUGGAAAGAAUGGCAAUGGCGACGGACGCAGGUACAAGAACCGCAGAAGACGUGCAGCAGGUCAAGGUGGAUAGAAAGCUGGGUUUGCAUGUGUUGAACGGUGGACAUGUCACAGAGAACACGUCGGAUGUGGAUACGGAUGCAAUGAUGGCGGGUUUGCUGCGGAGGAGAAACUCGAGAAGGAGUGCUAGAGUCACUCGGCGUAACGAAGAAGCAGACGCAGGAGUGAUACAGGGCGUCAGCGAGGUGCACGAGUCACAGUUUAACAUGACUUAUAAUGAAGGCGUUUCUUGCUUACAAUUGAUACGAGAGGUCGAGAAGGAAGGCGAAUGUGAUAUGGCAACAGGAGUGCGCUUGGUUGUGUGUGUCCAUGUCAGUCAAAGUGCUGGAAAUACCAGGAAACAUGUUGAAGAGAGUCAAGUUCCAGCAAAGAGGGAGACAAAUGGUGGCAGAAGCGGUGCCGAAAGAGAGGAUGCAAUCACUGAAGAAGGUCAGAGCAGGCAGAAACAAGCCAGGACUGGGUGUGUGUGGGUGUACGUGGUCGAAUAG